CUCAGUGCCAUAGGUGUUGCUUUAAAAUGUGUUGAUACAACACACUCCACAGUUUAACAGUCAGUCCGUGUCUGUUCAAGGACAGCCUGUCUUUACAGGGGUACAUCACCUUUUCAACAGAUAGCUGGAUUUCAGAUCACAAAGCCCAGUUCUAAUCAACUUGCAGGAAAUCUCAGUAAUGACAAAACCAGUCCCUUUAAAGUAUACAAGAUUGACAAAAUGGUUUAAAGCCAGUUUUUGGCUUGCAUUGUGGCUCUUGGGCUGUUAACAUUUGCUCCACACGGGGAUUUCAGACACGGUGAACUUUUCCCUCCAGCACAGCUGAAGCCAUUCUACAAAUACCCUCUCACCCACUGGCUCAGCAGUAGCACCCUUCCCCUCCAGCAGAAAGAUCCUGGGAUGGAAUCCCACCCACAGGCUGCCCUAUAAAAGGCCUGGCUGGGAAACAACAUUUGCAUUUUUGACUGGAUCUUCCUUCUACUCUCUGGCAAUGCCUGUGGAUUUCAGCGGCACCUGGAACCUUGUCAGCAAUGACAAUUUCGAAGGUUAUAUGGUGGCCUUAGGUAUUGACUUUGCAACGCGCAAAAUAGCGAAAAUGCUGAAGCCUCAGAAGGUGAUCAAACAAGACGGUGAUUCAUUCUAUAUCCAUACCACUAGCACAUUCAGAGAUUAUUUGCUUGAAUUCAAAGUUGGAGAAGAGUUUGAGGAGGAUAAUAAAGGCUUGGAUAACAGAAAAUGCAAGAGCCUUGUUACCUGGGAAAAUGACAAACUUGUCUGUGUCCAGACUGGUGAGAAGAAGAACAGGGGCUGGACUCACUGGCUGGAAGGGGAUGACCUCCACUUGGAGCUUCGUUGUGAGAAUCAAGUCUGUAGACAGGUCUUCAAGAGAGCUUGAGCCUGAGUGGUGCGCUGGGUCCUGCCUGCAGGGACAGCCCUGCUCAGGAGCCUCGUGUCCAGGGAGGGCUCCACGGACAAGAACUGACUCCUGCACCUAUUAACCGGAAUGCUCGGAAGUUUCUGGCUCAGGAAAGAAGUCUGCUGUUGCCAGUGUUAAAGGUCUGAUUUUUGCUAAUAAAUGCCUCAAACUAA
Messenger RNA from Motacilla alba alba, 1089 nucleotides. RefSeq names its product retinol binding protein 7 (gene RBP7). Gene Ontology annotation, cellular component: cytosol; nucleus. Lineage: Eukaryota; Metazoa; Chordata; Aves; Passeriformes; Motacillidae. Gene Ontology annotation, molecular function: fatty acid binding. The coding region runs from base 491 to 895 and encodes 134 amino acids. Gene Ontology annotation, biological process: fatty acid transport. The record is from RefSeq and is a predicted model, not a curated record. The transcript has 4 exons.